Molecule: messenger RNA, 2883 nt
Organism: Contarinia nasturtii (swede midge)
Lineage: Eukaryota; Metazoa; Arthropoda; Insecta; Diptera; Cecidomyiidae
Product: dorsal-ventral patterning protein tolloid-like
Exons: 1
Coding region: 1-2883 (960 amino acids)
Biological process (GO): proteolysis
Molecular function (GO): metalloendopeptidase activity; zinc ion binding; calcium ion binding
Source: RefSeq, a predicted model, not a curated record
AUGGGUACCAAUCAAAAGUGCAGUUCAAAAACGAAAUAUUUUGUUGUAUCCCUUUUAUUUCUAAUGGCAAGUGUGAAAGCAGUGCUCAUAUUUGAAGACGACAUAAUAUUAGAUUGGCCAUCUAACAAUUAUCCGCGAACAAAACGUGCUGCAACGGCAGAGAAAGAACGAAUUUGGGAUUUUGGUGUUGUGCCAUAUGUAAUUGAUGAACAUGUUGGUUUUAGUGGCGAUCAAAAGGCUGAAUUUAUCGAGGCAAUGCAACACUGGGAAAAUUUCACGUGCAUCAAAUUUGUAGAGCGUGAUGCCAGCGUCCAUGAUAAUUUCAUUCGCUUUACAUCGUUGCAAUGUGGCUGUUGUUCGGCCGUCGGUAAGCAGGGUAAUGGCGGUCAAAAUGUGUCAAUUGGUAAAAAUUGCCAUGAAAAAGGUAUAAUUGUUCACGAAUUGGGGCAUGUUCUUGGUUUUUGGCAUGAACACACGCGGCCCGAUCGUGAUGAUCAUGUUAAAAUUUUAAGCGAAAACAUUCACACCGAUCACGAGCACAAUUUUCGCAAAUUAACUUCGGCCGAAGUCGAUUCGUUGGGUGAGCCAUACGAUUAUGGUUCAAUUAUGCAUUAUACACACAAUGCAUAUCGAAUACGUAAGUAUGAUUCAGAAAUAUGGACAAUACAACCGAAACGAGGAAAAAAUGGACAACGACCGUACAUUGGCCAACGCGAUCGUUUGAGUGAAGGUGAUAUUCGGCAAACGAAUAAACUGUAUAAAUGUCCGGCUUGUGGUGAAACAUACCUUGGUCCGCAGGCGACAUUUACAUCGCCGAAUUAUCAUCAGUCAAGCUCCGGCAAAGACUACCGAUGUGAAUGGCGGAUUUCAGUGACGCAUGGUGAACGAAUUCGUUUAAAUAUCACCGAUUUUGAAAUGUUCCCGUCCAACGACUGCAAAACUGACUAUUUGGAGAUUUUCGAUGGUUAUUGGAAUAAAUCACCGUUACUUGGUCGAUUUUGUGGAAAAAAUAUUGAACAAGUAAUAAUGUCAACGGGAAAUCGAAUGAUAAUCAAUUACGUGUCCCAACAUACUAAGCAUCGUGGCUUUGCUGCAAAAUAUGAGGCAAUUUGUGGUGGUGAUCUGACAAUUUCCAAUGGCCAUAAAAUUGAAUCACCGAAUUAUCCACAAAUGUAUCUGCCAAAUAAGGAAUGUAUUUGGCGUAUCACGGUGCCGCCAACUUACCAAAUUGCCAUGGAUUUCAAUUCAUUCGAUUUGGAAAUGGAUUCAAAUUGCCGCAAUGAUUUCAUUGAAGUACGUGAUGGUGACAACGUCAAAUCACGUUUAAUUGGAAAAUAUUGUGGAAAUUCAUUGCCACCAAUAUUGGCAUCAACGUCGAAUAAAAUGUACAUUCGAUUUGUGUCCGAUGAUUCGACGACCGGACGUGGAUUUUCGGCUGAAUUAUACCAGGAGAUUGAUGAAUGCACACUAAAAGAUCAUGGUUGCGAACAAAAUUGUAUCAACACAUUGGACGGUUACACGUGUGCUUGUCGAUUGGGCUUUAAAUUACGAUCGGAUGAAAAAACGUGCGAAGUAAAUUGUGGCGGUGUGAUUACAACAUCAAAUGGUACCAUUCAAUCACCAUUGUUUCCCCAUUCAUAUCCAGCAAAUGAAGAAUGUGUUUGGGAAAUUAUGUCGCAUGAACCAAAUCGAAUUACGUUGAAUUUUACGCAUUUCAAUUUGGAGGGGAGUCAUCUAAUCCAAGAAGAAUGUGAAUAUGAUUCAGUUGAAAUUUCAUCCAAAUACCCGGAUGGUCAUUUUGUGCGACAAGGAACCUUUUGUAGUGAACUGCAUCCUCCGUCUAUCACAUCCACAACGAAUAUCAUGCGCAUCACAUUUAAAUCCGAUAACAAUGUGCAAAAAACGGGAUUUUUCGCCAUUUUUACAACAAACAUUGAUCGAUGUGCAACAAAUAAUGGUGGAUGCAAACAUAUUUGCCGAAAUACUUGGGAUGCCAUUGAAUGUUCAUGUAACAGUGGUUACACUUUGCACGACAAUCGACGUGAUUGUAUUCCAGGCGGUUGUCGAUACGAAAUUACAGCACCAGAUGGUAUAAUUCAGAGUCCAAACUAUCCGCAACACUAUUUCAAAAAUAUGGAUUGUAUUUGGCAUUUUAAAGCGAUUCACGGACAUCGACCAAUUCUGAAAUUCCAACAAUUCGAUCUGGAAGCCGAUUAUGAUGAAUGCACAAACGAUUUUGUGACAGUAUAUGUUAAUGUGGAUCCAUUAAUGCAAAAGUUUGUGUCCACCGACAAAUUUACACUGGGCACCUAUUGUGGAUCGAUGACAAAUUCGAAUUCACUACGACUACCACCGGUAAAACCACUUCGAUCUCCAUCGGACGAUCUCUUUAUGGCAUUCAAAACGGACGCCAGUGCACAACGGAAAGGGUUCGUGGUGAGACAUUCGACAGCAUGCGGAGGACAUUUUGACGCAACAUCAACCAUCAAAUAUAUCUAUUCACAUGCUCGAUUUGGUGAUACCUUUUAUGAUAAUAAUACGAGCUGCGAAUGGAUUAUAAGUAAAAAUCAACCGGGCUUGAAAAUCCAUUUGAAAUUCAUGGAAUUUGACGUGGAAAAGGAUAGGACAUGCUCAUUCGACUACGUUGAAUUGUUCGAGAUGCAAAAGAACCAAGAGUGGAAUUUGUAUGGUAGAUAUUGCGGAAAUGACAUACGAAUUGAAGUAGUGACAUCAAGACGGUUGAAGAUUCGAUUUGAAACCGAUGACUCCGACAGACGGAAAGGAUUUUCAGUUUUGUACAGUAUUGCCAAUGCGACAACACUUCGGGAUUUCAACAGCGGUUCGACACGAUUCACACGACUUUUAAAUUUAGAAAAUGAGUAA